Messenger RNA from Mandrillus leucophaeus (drill), 2664 nucleotides. RefSeq names its product signal-induced proliferation-associated 1 (gene SIPA1). Lineage: Eukaryota; Metazoa; Chordata; Mammalia; Primates; Cercopithecidae. Gene Ontology annotation, molecular function: GTPase activator activity. The transcript has 14 exons. Gene Ontology annotation, cellular component: cytoplasm; plasma membrane; Golgi apparatus. Gene Ontology annotation, biological process: establishment of epithelial cell polarity; epithelial cell morphogenesis; regulation of small GTPase mediated signal transduction. The coding region runs from base 184 to 2469 and encodes 761 amino acids. The record is from RefSeq and is a predicted model, not a curated record.
AGGCGGAGCCGGCGCCGGGAGCUGUAGCGGGAGAGCGUCAGCGGGACCCCAGCGCGGGCGGCGGCGGCUGGGCGGGAGCCCCAGAGGGCAGGAACUGCUGCCGCAACCUCCGGCUGGGCACCAAACACCCGUGCCCGCCAAUGCGGCCCAGCCCCCGGAGAGUCAGGCCCACAGAACGUGCCCAUGUGGGCUGGCGGUGUGGGGAGCCCUCGGCGGGGCAUGGCCCCUGCGUCCACGGAUGACCUCUUUGCCCGCAAGCUGCGCCAGCCAGCACGGCCCCCGCUGACACUGCACACCUUCGAUCCGAGGCCAGUCCGGGGCCCGCUCCUGCGCAGUGGCAGUGAUGCAGGCGAGGCCAGACCCCCCACGCCAGCCAGCCCCCGUGCCCGUGCCCACAGCCACGAAGAGGCCAGCCGCCCUGCAGCCACUUCCACCCGGCUCUUCACUGACCCGCUGGCACUGCUGGGGCUGCCAGCCGAGGAACCAGAGCCUGCCUUCCCACCAGUGCUUGAGCCUCGAUGGUUUGCCCACUAUGACGUGCAAAGCCUGCUCUUUGAUUGGGCUCCGAGGUCUCAGGGGACGGGGAGCCACUCAGAGGCCAGCUCUGGGACCCUGGCUUCAGCAGACGACCAGGCUGCCAGCUCGGACCUGCUGCAUGGGGCACCUGGCUUUGUGUGUGAGCUCGGGGGUGAGGGUGAGCUAGGCCUGGGUGGACCAGCAUCCCCACCUGUGCCCCCUGCACUGCCCAACGCGGCCGUGUCCAUCCUGGAGGAGCCACAGAACCGAACCUCGGCCUACAGCCUGGAGCACGCAGACCUGGGUGCUGGCUACUACCGCAAGUACUUCUAUGGCAAAGAACAUCAGAACUUCUUCGGGAUGGACGAGUCGCUGGGCCCGGUGGCAGUGAGCCUGCGGCGGGAGGAGAAGGAGGGCAGCGGAGGGGGCACCCUGCACAGCUACCGCGUCAUCGUGCGGACUACGCAGCUCCGGACCCUCCGUGGCACCAUCUCGGAGGACGCGUUGCCGCCGGGGCCCCCACGGGGUCUGUCCCCAAGGAAACUUCUGGAACACGUGGCGCCGCAGCUGAGCCCCAGCUGCCUGCGCCUGGGCUCAGCUUCACCCAAGGUACCACGGACGCUGCUCACACUGGAUGAGCAAGUGCUGAGUUUCCAGCGCAAGGUGGGCAUCCUGUACUGCCGGGCGGGCCAGGGCUCAGAGGAGGAGAUGUACAACAACCAGGAGGCGGGACCAGCCUUCAUGCAGUUUCUCACCUUGCUGGGCGAUGUGGUGCGGCUCAAAGGCUUUGAGAGUUACCGGGCCCAACUAGACACCAAAACGGAUUCCACAGGCACACACUCCCUCUACACCACGUACCAGGACCACGAGAUCAUGUUCCACGUGUCCACGAUGCUGCCUUACACCCCCAACAACCAGCAGCAGCUCCUGCGGAAGCGUCACAUUGGCAACGACAUUGUGACCAUCGUGUUCCAGGAGCCUGGCAGCAAGCCCUUCUGCCCCGCCACCAUCCGCUCACACUUCCAACACGUGUUCCUAGUGGUGCGGGCACAUGCACCCUGCACACCGCACACCUCCUACAGGACGCUGGGGACUGGGGAAGUCCUGCCUGACCCUGUCCCCCUCCACAGGAGUUUUUCGGAGCUGUACAUGCUGUCUCUGCAGGAGCCCAGCCGGCGGGGGGCCCCAGAGCCUGUGCAGGAUGAGGUCCAGGGGGUGACCCUGCUGCCCACCACAAAACAGCUGCUGCACCUGUGCCUGCAAGAUGGUGGCAGUCCUCCAGUGCCUGGGGAUCUGGCCGAGGAGAGGACCGAGUUCCUGCACAGCCAGAACUCGUUGUCACCACGCAGCUCCCUGUCAGAUGAGGCCCCAGUCCUGCCCACCACCACCCCGGAUCUCCUCCUGGCUACCACGGCCAAGCCAUCAGUACCCAGUGCUGACAGUGAGGCACCCCUGACCCAGGACGGGCCAGGCAGUCCCAGUGGCUCUGAGGACAAGGGCAACCCGGCUCCAGAGCUGAGGGCCUCCUUUCUGCCACGUACCUUGUCUCUGCGGAACUCCAUCAGCAGGAUCAUGUCGGAGGCAGGCAGUGGGACCCUGGAGGAUGAGUGGCAGGCCAUCUCUGAGAUCGCCUCCACUUGCAACACCAUUCUGGAGUCGCUGUCCCGAGAGGGACAGCCCAUCCCAGAGAGCGGAGACCCUAAGGGAACUCCAAAGUCUGAUGCUGAGCCAGAGCCUGGGAACCUCUCAGAGAAGGUCUCUCACUUGGAGUCCAUGCUCAGGAAGCUGCAGGAGGACCUGCAGAAGGAGAAGGCGGACAGGGCAGCCCUGGAGGAGGAGGUGCGGAGCCUGAGACACAACAACCGACGGCUGCAGGCAGAGUCUGAGAGCGCAGCCACACGCCUGCUCCUGGCCUCCAAGCAGCUGGGCUCUCCCACCCCUGACCUGGCCUGAGCCACCUGGGACUACCUGGGCCCCUGAGGGCACCGUGGUCACACUGGGCCCUUCUCAGGAACUCUCCCUGCGCAGAGGCGCGUCUUAGCACUGCCCCCCUCCCCAGCCCUUUAUUUGGUGGCCUCUACCCCUUCCCUGUUUGUAAAUAUUCUGUGAGAAAAGAGGACUUCAGGGAGUAAAGAAGCCACUGCUGUC